Neopelma chrysocephalum (saffron-crested tyrant-manakin) is the source of this 3422-nucleotide messenger RNA. It is a transcript of the gene POLDIP3, whose product is annotated as DNA polymerase delta interacting protein 3. The coding region runs from base 107 to 1360 and encodes 417 amino acids. Lineage: Eukaryota; Metazoa; Chordata; Aves; Passeriformes; Pipridae. The record is from RefSeq and is a predicted model, not a curated record. Gene Ontology annotation, cellular component: nucleus. Gene Ontology annotation, molecular function: mRNA binding. The transcript is spliced from 9 exons. Gene Ontology annotation, biological process: mRNA export from nucleus.
AGGGCGGGGCCCGCCGAGCUUCUGGGGGCGGGGUGAUGGCCGGAAGUCCUACGGUGUCACCUCCGGGGCUUCCUUGCUGCGUCUUGUCGUUGGGCCCCGCCACAAGAUGGCGGACCUGUCUCUGGACGAGCUCAUACGGAAACGCGGCGUGACGGUGAAGGGGAGACUUAACACAAGGCCAGUGUUUGGAGGUGUAAGAUCUCGCACUGGAAUCCAGCAAAAUCUUCUAAAUAGAUCAUCAUCAGCUGUCAGCUUCCAGAGGACAUUUGAUGCCCGACAGAAGAUUGGACUCACUGAUGCCCGACACAAACUGGGGGUUAAAGAUGCCCGUGAAAAACUAGUUCAAAAGGACGCUCGGUUCAAAAUCAAAGGGAAGGUGCAGGAUGCUCGAGAGAUGUUGAAUUCCCGUAAGCAGCAAAGUGUUGCUGCCGAAAAGGUGACCAAAGUGGUGGAUGCCAGAGAGAAGAUCAGCUUAAAAAGGAGCGUUCCAGCUGCUGUGAGCCCAGCUAUGGGGACAGUAAAUCUAGCCAUGAAAAUCACCAAAACAAUCCAACAGAAGGCACCAGUUCCUGGACACUCUCAUCCAGCAGGAAUGAGGAUCAAUGUGGUGAACAACCACACACACAAACAGGGUCUGUAUGACAUGGAAGAUGAUGAUGAGAGUGUCUCUCCCCUUCCUAGCAAACAGAUGAAAAUCACCACCACAAACAGUUUCCUGAACAAUUCGACUGGUGUGAGCGGCAAUAAAUUCUCUCUGUCCAAGACUGUUCCCCUGACUAAAGUGGUCCAAAAUGAUACGUACACAGCUCCACCUGCACCUCCCUCUCCUAUGCGGACGAAGGCCUUGACAAACAUGUCUCGGACCUUAGUGACAAAGGAAGAGCCUCCAAAAGAGCCGGCACCUGUUGAGCUGGCAUUCAGUCCUUUGGAAGGCACAAAGAUGACCGUAAAUAAUCUGCAUCCUCGAGUCACAGAGGAAGACAUUGUUGAGUUAUUCUGCGUGUGUGGCGCUCUGAAGCGAGCCCGGCUGGUGCACCCUGGAGUGGCUGAGGUAGUAUUUGUGAAGAAAGAAGAUGCUAUCGCAGCAUAUAAGAAGUACAACAACAGGUGCUUAGAUGGUCAGCCAAUGAAAUGCAAUCUUCAUAUGAAUGGGAAUGUCAUCACCUCAGACCAGUCUAUAUUGCUCCGAUUGAGCGAUACCCCUUCAGUGAAGAAGGAAGGGGAACCACGCCGGUCAAGUGCAAGCACCUCCUCAAAUCCCCCAGCUGAAGUGGACCCUGACACUAUCUUGAAGGCACUCUUCAAAUCCUCAGGGGUCUCUGCCUCUGUGCAGCCCACAGAAUUUAAAAUUAAACUCUGAGAAGCAGGAGCAAGCAGUGGACUGGAAAACUCAUAUAAGUUGGGGGGUGGGGAAAGUGCAGGAGUGCAGAUGUUAUUUGCAUUUGCCUGCCUUGAAAUUUUUUGUUUUCUAUGAUCGCUACUUUACUGUAUGAUAGUGUUUCCUCUUGUGUGUGUACUUUCUGUUUUCAUAGUUGGAGUUUUCUUCCAUGUUUUUUUUCUCCAAACGAAUAACUUCCCCCUUCUGCCAGUAAUGUAUUACCAAGCAUAUACCAUGUAACUCCAUCCUUUACUCCAAAGCCUCCAGUGGCCAUUAAAAGUGCACAUAGACUUUGAGGGAAGGAGUGGUGAUCUCCUCCUCUUUUCUUCUGACUGACCUUUAACUGAAAGGUGCAUCCCCUUGAUUGUCCACAGGCAAGAACACCACGUUGUUUCUGAAGUUGCUGCACUGGGUACAAAGUCAGGUUGGGCUCCGUACAGGAAGCACCAUCUUGCAUCUUUGAUUUGUAUGCAUUUGGUGGCAUACCACUUCAUUCUGGCUGUUGGACAUGUUCCUGCUCAGCAGCUGAGACGUUGAGAAGAAGUGUGAAAAACCAAGCUUCCUGUUGUGUAUGCCAGCCAACAGAGGCCUUGGGCAGAAAGGACAUAUGCACAAGUGCACCAGCCAUUGUGCUGUGGGAAGGGAGCUUUCAACUCUGGUAGUGCUGUGGGGUUGUACUGGCAUUUUUACAAUGAAUAUAUUUGCUCUGUAAGGUCAGGUUCUGUUACUCUCCUCUUUCUGGACUGAAAAAUUAAGAACCAGUUGUGUUCAGAGCUAGAAGAAAUGCAGAUAUUUCUCUCCCAUUAGACUGUAUUGCAUCCUCCUGCUGAUGCAGGGACAUUAAUUUUGUUCUUACCUUCUAACUCACCCAGUCUCCUAUAAAAAGGGAGGACAUGGGACCCUUUACCCCUGAAGCAGUCUUAUUUUUUGUCUGAGAACUUGCUUCUUUGAGAGAUGCCACUUGGGCAGUGUUUGGCUGCUCUGUGGGCAUGCUGCUGACAUACCUGGAUUUGAAGGAUGAUUGCUGCAGUUAUGGCUUCAGAGAGAGGUUUUGGAGCAGAGAGCAGUUAGCACUCUGUAAGGAACACAGGAGAGGAGUGUCAAGUCCUGUGCAGAACCGUGAGGAUGUGCUAUGGGCCAGUAAGUGUCUGUGACAGGCCACCAGGUGGCACUUCCAGUGCUUCCCAUCCUUUGUACGGCAUUGUUGCCUUGGAUGUUGAAAGUACCAAUAGCUUCACUUAUUUGUGUUUGUUCAGAUUGUGUAAGAGAGGGAAGCUGAGAGCAUUUUCCAGAAUCUGGUUGGGAUUUGAACUUGAAUCCUGCUAGCUAGGAGACUAACCUAAUCCAUUCUGUUCAGCUCUGCUGAGUACCUCUCAUAGGUCCAAGUUCCUUUUCUUGGUCAACUCUUAUGUUUCUUUUGCUUUCUUGUUCUGUAUGAACUCUUUGCUCUAUCUGGCUCAUGCAAACUAUUCCUCUCUCUCACCCUUUUAGCCAUGGAAAUAACUGAGGACUUGGCAGGACUUGUUUUUAUGGAAGACUCUUUUUGGUUAGAAAGCCAAGAACACCAUUAUUGGUAGGGUGCUUCAUGUGAACAGCAGAUGUUUGUAGGGGAGGAGACCUAAGACAGCUAUUGUUCUCCUUUUUUAGAUUGCCCACCAAAUACGUGUUUUAAUAAAAAAAAAAAGGGGGGGGAAGGGGGAGGAAACAUUAGGGGUUGGGGAAGAUAAUGUAUUACCUGUUUCUGAAUAAACGUUUGUUAUAAAGAGGGUGAAUUCUAAGCCUUUUUAGAUGCUGUGAAGCAACUAAAGAUAAGUGGAGUUGUUCCAACAGUGAGCUAAGGAUGUUUUUUAGAUGAACAGAAAUUUCAAAACUGAUAAUGCGACAAAGAGCAAGAGGAGCAUAUGGGUGAGAGAACUGAUACUCAUCUGCCUUUUAAUCUGGAUCAUAGAAAUUAGCAGUUGACUCUUACUACUAAGUCCGGGCUGUUUGUGUCCAUCUAAUUCCAAUUCUCUUGUCACAAUAAAAAAGAGCAUUUGUUAUUGAC